UUCCGCUUCCAAAAUGGCGGAAAACUUUCAAGGGUCCGCGCAAAACGAACUCAUACUUUCUCGUUCUUUUCCAUGCCAGCUUAUAAAAUGGAAAGCAUCUGUUGAUCAAAAAGUCUCUAAAGGUUCAAUUCUUGCUGUGUACAAGAAAAUAUCUGGAGAAGUUUCUAACAAAUCGGAGAUAGUUGUACUUCCGAAAUUAAAAUCUCAUGUUGGCGGUUCGGUGAAGCGAUUGCUGGUUGCCGAAGGAGAACAUGUUAAACCAGGGUCUGUAAACAUUUAGAUGUAAUUUUUUCAUUUCCAAGUUGUAGUUUUAUAGUUUAAUUUAAGUCAUUAAGCAUGCUUAUAUAGUUUAUAUGCGUUUGUAGUAUUAAAAAAAUACUAAAAUAGGAAAAAAUUACAAAAUAUUUUGCGUGUUAAAUUGGACAAGUUUGGGCGGGAAAUACAGGUGUCCCCAAAUAUUAUUUUUACAAAGAUAACUGUAUAAUAAAUGUUAUUUAAUAGUUAAUGCUUGUUGUGUAUUAUUAAAUACUGAUUGGGAAACAAUAGAUUAUUUAAGUCAACAAUUUUUUCAACACAGCUGCUUAUUGAGAGAUACAAAGUCCAUCUGCAAAAUAAAAGCUAAAAAGCAGAACUUCAACAUCUCGAGUGAAGGCCCAUCGUCGGGAAGUUAGUCUGUCUUGUUAUCCUCGCUACCUACACUUGCACCGACUCUUCAAGAUUAUAUCAACAAUAUUGCGACUUAAUAAAACCUGUUGCCAAAAUAAACAUUACCCCAUGUCAUGCAGAACUCGUUGUGGACGAUGUCCUUAAAUAGACCUUAUGCAUAAUGACGUUGCAAGGCUUGAUGCUGAUCUUUAUAGUAGUCAUCAGGCGUAAAAAAAAUACCUGUGGUUCCGGUUUCAUAUCGCGAAAAAAUUAGGGUCGGUAGGCCGGAAAUAAUUUUUUAAAAUAUUUUUUUCAUGGUUUUUUCAAUAAUUAGUGUGACAACAGACGCCAUUUUGGCAGCAGCCUGCAACAACCCGGAGAAAAUAGGGUCGCACGGUCAAUCGCGUUGAAAAAAUAAUAGGGGCGGCAGAAAAAAAUAGGGUCGGUCGGGAACCGUAACCACAGGUAUUUUUUUUUACGCCUCACACAGGAAAAUUAAAUUAAACAAUUCAAAAUGGCCACUAUCGAAAUUUUCCUGGGCAAUGACUAUUAAGACCAGCAUUCCUCACGAGCAUCAAGGCUCGUGAUGUCAUUCAUUAUGCAUAAGGUCUAUUGAACAUUUAUUUGGUGACUUGUAUGCAUGCAUGCUAUAAGGGCUAUCUACACGAUACAACCAGUCGUAUAAGAUUGUCAUUCUGGUCUAUGUACUUGAAUAAAUACAGGUCACAUUUCAAAUUUUGCCAUAACUGAUGAACAGGAAUAGUGGCAUCAGCAGUCAUUUUCAUACGCCAGAUUUACAAUUGUAUACGGCUAGUUGUAUUGUGUAAAUGGGCCUGUAUAUGGCAAUGCAAUCAAUACGAUGUAUGUAUUUUUAGACAAGCUGUAAUAUUACUGGAUGUUUGUGAACACAAAACAGUCAUGAAAGAAAUGUGUGCUGAAUGCGGAGCUGAUUUACGACAGUAAGUACAGUCCUCGCUGUAUGCGGUUCAUAUGAACUGGUAAUCAUGUUGAUACCGUCAUUUCAGAGAACCUGGCAUCCCUGGACAACUAAAGGAACCUGUCAGCGCUUCGGUCGCUUUGGUACACAAUAUUCCUGAACUCAGAGUUAGCCAAAAGGUUUGAAUCCAUCCUUGCUACUUGCUGUUGCUUUCCAGUAACCGAUUCUAAAACUAAAACAUUUCUUCACUACAUUUUGUAGGAAGCAGAGAUCUUGGCCACAAAAGACAAAGUGACUUUACUAAGAAAUGGAAAACUAGUUCUUCUAGUAGAUUUAGAUCAAACAUUGAUUCAUACAACAACUGAAAAUGUACAUCCAGAUAUGAAGGUUGGAAAGUUGCCGAGGACUUUGCCUGAUUUAUACUAGAGAUGAACCAUUAACUUUGUUACUAGUGACUGUGUAUAGGGUUCUCCGGGCCUUGCCCAGAAAUGUGCUUGAUUGAGUGUGCAUCUUUUCAGAAAAUAUAUGUGCUGUACAUAUGACUUUUAUCAAGGGCUGUUUUUCAAGAAACUAUUUUAAGGCCACAUUAAAUUUAUUUUAUGGAUUGACUUCUUUUUACCUGGACAACUGUUACUGUUAUUACAUACAGGCAUUUGUCAACAACAAAUGCGUAAUUGAUUCUAAAUUCUCGGUUUAGUAAAUGUGUGAAAAAAUGCCUUGGGUCGCCAAGGCCCACCAUUUGUCAAGCACACUUGUUUUUGGCAGGGCAAGGCCUGUUUUCCCAAUGGGGUUUUGUCUCAUGUAUGCAUACAUGUAAUGUACCAUAAGUCUUGACACAUUUAUACAAAGACAGUAUCUUUUCUUUGCUCGCAUUCACUCUGAAGACAGACAAUCAGUCUCUAGUAUAAUCUGGUCAUUGUUGCAAUUCAGACAUAUCUGAACAUACAGUGAACAAUGUUGUGUGCUUGUUUUAGGAUGUGUACCAUUUUCAAUUGCCUGGUCAAAACUGUUGGUAUCACACAAAGUUCCGACCUGGCUGGAGGAAGUUCCUAGAAGAUAUGUCAAAAUGUUUCGAGCUUCACAUAUUUACGAUGGGUUCACGAAUGUACGCGCAUACCAUAGCGCGUAUGCUUGACCCUUCUGGUGUCCUAUUUGCUGAUCGGAUCCGUUCACGUGAUGAAAGUUUUGAUAUGUUUUCCAAAUACCGUGAUCUCAGGUUUGUUAGGGACGGUUCGAGAAUAAGGUUCAGAGAAUGCAGAUAAGUUUCGUAGCUAGUAAUUGACAGAAAACCUAAAGUUCAGUUAUAUUUCUAAAAUGGAAACCUCCCAAAAGGUGCUAUUUCUAACUCUGAUAAUCAAUUGAUACACUUCUUUAAUACAUAAUACAUGCUGCAGAAGAAAAAACCCAUGGAUAUGGAUGGUACUGUAAUUUUUAAACCUAUGAUUAAUGUGCAAACCUUUCCCUUCACAAGUAAAAUUCUGGUGUUAGAUAGAGUAAAAUAAAUUUAGUUGCCUUAGGUUGCAUUGAGGCUUAGCAGUUUAAACAAAUACAACAAUGAUUGAACGAUGAACAAGACAUGAAUGACAGUAAGAAAAGAGCUUAACAGAGAGAGAGGAAAUAUAGAAGGAGUCUUUCUUAAAAUGACAUUUACGCAUUUUGUCAUUCUUUUCAUGGUUUCUUUAUUUAGAGCACUUUUUCCAUGUGAUGAUUCAAUGGUAUGCAUUAUUGAUGAUCGUGAAGAUAUCUGGGAUUGUGCUCCAAACCUGGUCACAGUGAAACCGUACAGAUUCUUCACAGGCACUGGUGAUAUUCAUGCCCCUCCUGGAUCUGAACAAGCCUUCACCCACCCCCCUGCCAUACCAUUGCACGAGGAUGCCUCUGAAGUUGAGGUCAAGGACAGUACAGAUGGGGAUAAUGAUGAAGACGAAAAGGCCAGUAAGGAUGGUGGAGCGCCCACAAUAAAAAAUUCCCCUGACGGUUCUCAGAAAAAUGCCUCUGAGUCUGAGAAAUUUGGAACCAAUGGGAGUUCAGGAAAAGAUAAGGAAGUCCAUGAAAUUAACCACAAUGAGAAAGGAACGCGGUGUGAUGACACAUGUGAAGGAAAACAUGACAACGAAGCCACAGGAAAGGAAGAAGAAGAGAAGACAGAUAGCAAUGAAAUACAAGAUGUUGAAGGUCAAGAUUCCGAGAAGGAAAACCAAGAGGCCAGCUCAAAGGUUUACAAGAAAGCAAACGACGAAGAUGCCGUCGAUGGAAAUUACAUCGAAGAUCACGAUGAUUAUUUAUUGUAUUUAGAAGAAAUUCUUCGUAGAAUUCAUGGCAGUUUUUAUCAAGUGGUGGCAUGGAAUAAACAAUCUGAGGAGAAAGGGAGCGACCCCACUACUCGUGUUGCACCAGAUUUAAGAUGUAUUGUUCCAGAAUUGCGACGAAAUGUUUUGAAAGGCACAAAUAUUGUGUUUACCGGGGUUAUUCCGACUAACACUCGCCACGAAGACAGCCAAGCUUGGAAAAUUGCACAGCAGUUUGGAGCCAGUGUUAGCAAGGAUCUGUUGACGCAGAAAAACAAUGCUGAUCGGAGUAGACGCACGACACAUGUCGUCGCUGCUAGACCAGGCACCGAGAAGGUUUGCCACGCGUUACGCUUUCCCAGUGUCCGACUGGUAAACCCGAACUGGCUGUGGACAUGCGCAGAACGUUGGGAAUGGGUGGACGAACGGUUGUUUCCGAUUGAAGACUACCAUGAGCACAAAAUUCGCACAAAUGAUACUCCAACCUUAUCAAGACAAGGCACGCCGAAAGGGCAGCAUGGAAAGGAUGACAAUUCUAAGAAAGGAAAUUUGUCAGAUGAAGAUUCUGCGGAACACAUCACGGAUGACAAUAUGAGAAUUGUCCUAAAUCCAUUCCUGAGUUUCUCAAGCGGCGAGAUGGACGCGAUGGACAAAGAGGUGGAAGAUUUAAUGAAAUCGAGUGAUGAAGAGGACGAUAAAGACGACAGCAACGAACAAAUUCUAGGAAGUGUAUCAAGUUCUAGUAAUUCAACUGAAAAUGGUGAUAGUUUGCCGAAAAUAGACCAUGCUACGGGAGAGGAUAUCCCUGAUGGAAUAGAUGUCCCUGAUGGAAUAGAUGCCCCGAAAGGAAAAGCAAUCAAUUUUUCGACAAUCAAACAAAAUCGCCGCGAGGAUGAAGGUAGUCCAUCAAAGCGUCGUAAGCUUGAUUUUAAAGUUGGAGAUGACGAUGGUAGUGAGGGUGAAUUUAGUAGUGAUGGGGGUAGCAGUGGAUCGAAUAGUGGGGAUGAUGAUGGUAAUGACAUGGCUGCUUUACUGGAGGCUGAAUUGGCUGAGUUUAAUUAAGUUAGUUUUAAACCUCAAAUUGACUGUAAUAUCACUUCCGACACUUAUUGUUCUGUACCGUUCUUACAGUAUUUUUAAACUCACAUGUUACUGUAACAUAGAAUUCCGUUCAAAAAUGUUUGUCAACAUACACUGUAAGUUUAUUGUUUAGUACAGCAUAUGUGUACAGUUUAUUCCCAUUGAUGAUGUUUACAAAUUGCCGCAAAUUUGUAGGAUGUUUACACUUUGACAUAUUUCCUUUGUUAUGCAGACGUUACAAGAAUACAAAUCACAGUGAAGGGCUUCUAGACAUGUAGUAUAUUGUAUUGAUGGUUUUCUACAUUUAAGAAGUGAAAGAUAUGUUAUAUUUUGUAGUCGCGUAACUAUGUUUGCACGCGUACAAUUUAGGCGCAUAUCACACAAGAUUCUUCUAAGAUUUUCCAAGUGUAAGCGCAUCAAAAUUGUUUCACAAUUGAUACCGGUCUUUAUGGCGCUAAUUAUGUUUAGUUAUUAGCUAAUUAUUACAUAAUUUGCUAAUUAUGUAACAGUUACAUAACCGCCCGUUUCGCAGUCGUGCGGUUUUGUUCAGAUAGUUUUUUCGGAUAAAAUCAAAAAAUUUGCUAGUUGCUUUUGUCACACCAUAGUUCAUUGAGUCCAGAGCGCUGUAUCAUUUCUCGACAAUUUCUCUUCCCAGUUUUCCUGAUGUUCGCCGAAGUUGCCUUUGUCGUACGCGUUCGGAACACACUCGUACACAACCCGCAAGUAUUUAUACACCUGCGAAUUAGUGACGUCAUCAAGGAAUAAUCGGGUGGCAUAUAAUUCACAGGUUGGACGCCAAUCACAAAUCUCUUUUAUUUUCAUUACCACGUGAUCAUUGUUGUCAAGGCUAUACUGACGUACACUGUGGUUGCUAGGGGCAUCUUGAGAACACGUGAUAAAAUCAUCUCUACCCCAGAAUGCAUUGGUAAUAUUAAUCUUUUCG
Molecule: messenger RNA, 5893 nt
Organism: Paramuricea clavata
Lineage: Eukaryota; Metazoa; Cnidaria; Anthozoa; Malacalcyonacea; Plexauridae
Source: the annotation of a GenBank genome assembly